UGAAUAUUCAAACUAGCCUUGAUAUUAAAUAAUUGUAAGUUUUCCUGUUAGUAUCAUAGUCGUGGACGCAUCUCGUAAGGAAGCUCGUGUUCAUGAUGCGUUCUGUGUUUUUAUUUAUAUUUUUAUCAAACAUGGCUGAUUGCCAACAGUUCAGAUCUGACUACAAUUACCACUAUGAGAGUAACGGUUGGCUCAAACUGCAUCGUAUUCCUGCUACGUUUCACGACGCCUGGCUGAGAUGCGAUUUGGAAGGUGCUGUUCUGGCUUCACCUAGUAACGUAUUCAUAGAGUCGGCAAUCCGGAAAGAGAUGAAAAACUGCAACGUGGCCACCAGCGGCAUCCUUACAGGGAUUCACGCCACAUUCUCUAAAGGCGACUUCUUUUCAAUAGAAGGAAUACCUUUAAGGAACAUGCCGGUGGAGUGGAUGCCAGUUGAACCUGACAAUAAAAAUAACGAAGAGGAUUGUGUUCUGUACAUAGCCAAUGGGACCAUUGCCGACAUCACCUGCUCUGAGCUUCACCCGUACAUCUGUUACAAGGAGAACAACAAAAACGUUGUCGUAAAUGGAUGCGGAACUGUUGACAGGGAAUACAAUUUGGACACAAGAACAGGAAAAUGUUAUAAAUUUCACAAAGUGGCCAGGAACUGGACACGAGCCUUCAUGACCUGUGCCGCUGAGGGCGGACAUCUUGCUAUCAUUAACAGUGAGACGGAGGCUGCAGUACUGCAAGAACUGUUCGCGAGACACCCUCAAAACACCAUCAAGUCCAAUCUUCGUCCAAUAAUGAGGGACAUUAUACAUGUUGGCUUCCACGAUUGGGCCGAAAGGGGAAUUUGGACUACCAUCCAUGGUCAGUCCCUAGUCGAAGCUGGUUUCGACCUCUGGUCGGAGAAUCAACCGGAUAAUGCGGGACCUGGAGAAUACUGCGGUGGGAUGUUCAGACACGGGAGGCUGGACGAUGUGUGGUGUAACGAGAGGGGACCCUUCGUGUGUGAAAAAAGGCCGGAGAGUCUGCAGGAAGAACCUGAUAUAUACAAAGAACUCCUCGGAAAAGAAUAAAUACAUACAUGCUGUAUAGAAACAUCAAUACUCAAAUUUCUAGAAACAAAAAAGGCCAAAUAAUAAAAAAUAUAUAUUAAUAUACAUUA
This is a messenger RNA of Danaus plexippus (monarch butterfly), 1150 nucleotides long. RefSeq lists its product as uncharacterized. The transcript is spliced from 6 exons. Bases 93 to 1061 code for a protein of 322 amino acids. Lineage: Eukaryota; Metazoa; Arthropoda; Insecta; Lepidoptera; Nymphalidae. The record is from RefSeq and is a predicted model, not a curated record.